UAUGAGGGGUUGUGUGAAAUUAUUUUUCUCUUGCCGAACCACAAAGACAUAGAAUCAAACUGCUGCUUUUGGACAUAUUGGCUUUUCUUUCUUUCUUUUAUUCUUCUCUAUCUUCUGUUUCUUGUGGAUAUUAUGGCUAAUAACACAACAAGUUUAGGGAGUCCAUGGCCAGAAAACUUUUGGGAGGACCUCAUCAUGUCCUUCACAGUGUCCAUGGCCAUCGGGCUCGUAAUUGGAGGAUUUAUUUGGGCUCUGUUCGUUUGUCUGUCUCGAAGAAGAGCCAGUGCUCCCAUCUCGCAGUGGAGUUCAAGCAGGCGAUCUAGGUCUUCUUACACUCAUGGCCUCAACAGGACUGGCUUUUACCGCCACAGCGGCUGUGAACGUCGCAGCAACCUCAGCCUAGCCAGUCUGACUUUCCAGCGGCAAGCUUCUCUGGAACAAGCAUAUUCUUUUCCAAGAAAAUCAAGUUUCAGGGCUUCUACUUUCCAUCCCUUUCUGCAAUGUCCACCACUUCCAGUGCAAACCGAAAGUCAACUGGUGACGCUCCCUUCUUCCAGCACCUCGGCCACCAUCCCUACGUCCCACAGUCUGAGUCCAGACUUCCGCUGGUCCAGUAACAGCCUUCGAGUUGGCCUCUCCACACCUCCCCCACCUGCCUAUGAGUCCAUUAUAAAGGCUUUCCCAGAUUCCUGAGUAGGGUGUUUUCAUUUUUAAAUUUUGUUUUCUUUCUUUUCUUCUUUUGUUGGAAGGAAACUAUAAUUUUAAGGAAAUGGACCAAAUGACUAAUGAAUUUUCAAGUUGAAAUACAUUUAUGUAAGCUGGACAUUACAACAUAAAAUACUUUUUUUAAGUAAAAUGAAAAUGCUUCUUUUCUCUCAUGUCUCACAAAAAAAGUAAGAUUUUCCCAAAUAGUUACAUAUUGACAUAUUUUGCAUUCAUUCUGAGGUUUAUUAAAUAUACUUAUUCAAAUGUAAGAAUCAGCUAUGAUACAGUCAGUAUUUAUAUUUCAGAUUAAAAUAGACUUUAAAUGUUUGUGGUUUACAACCCUCAUUCAUUUUUCUGUGUGACUAUAAAGAG
Molecule: messenger RNA, 1077 nt
Organism: Tupaia belangeri chinensis (Chinese tree shrew)
Lineage: Eukaryota; Metazoa; Chordata; Mammalia; Scandentia; Tupaiidae
Gene: MYCT1
Product: MYC target 1
Exons: 2
Coding region: 133-693 (186 amino acids)
Cellular component (GO): nucleoplasm
Source: RefSeq, a predicted model, not a curated record